AUGGCGGCCCGAACCUUACGGAAGCGUGGAGUUAAGAACGCAGAGGAGCCGUCUGCAAAGAAACAAAAGACCGGGACCCAGACGAAGGUUAAGCUGGAGGACGAGUCUUUGGACGAACUCCCACACAACCUUGGGCCAGUUCGCGCCAUCCCAAAGAACGUCAAGAUCCCUACUCCACUAGAAGACUCGAAAGAGUCAGCCGAAGAUGUCAAAGUCGAAGAGGACUUGCCUGAAGCCAAACACAGCAUCAAAAAUCCGAACCCACCUUCUCCCCAGGAGGCAGAACCUACUACCCGGAGAUCGCUGCGACCACGGAGAUCAGCUGCCAAAUCUUCAUAUUUUGAGUCUGACGAUGAGUCUAGCACAAAGGUGCAGAUCAAGAAACAAAGCAAAUCAUCGCCAAUAAAGAAGGAAAUCAAAGAUGAAGAUGUCGAUGCCAGCGUUGCAAUAGAAGCACCAGUCCGGAAAACUGUCAAGAAGACGAAGGCCAACCCAUAUGGGCUUACGCCUGGGAUCACGCCUUUCCCCGAGUGGGAAGCUCCAUCAGCAGAAGACUGCGAAGAAGUCUAUCAUCUGUUAGCGAAAAUUCACGGAGAAGCAAAGGCCCCUGAGAAGAUACCAGCACCGUCUCUCGAGGUAUCGGGCUGUGGAGAGGUCCCUUCUGUUCUGGAUGCUUUGAUCCGCACUCGUCUGAGUGCAAACACUUCCAACCGUAAUUCAAGCGCUGCAUUUAGAGGGCUGGUGAGCACCUUUGGCACUGUCAAUAAGGGUAUCGGAAAAGGAAGCGUUGACUGGAACAAAGUCAGAACUGCCUCUCUACCUACCAUUGUCGAGUCUAUCAAGACUGGUGGUCUGGCCCAAGUCAAAGGUAAGGAUAUCAAGGCAAUACUGGAGUUGGUGUAUGAAGAAAAUACAAAGCGAAGAGAGGCUUUCAUGCAAGAGAAGAGUGGAGGGAAAGCAUCAGACAUUACAGGAGCAGAUGGUAAGACUCAGGGCCAGAAAGACCUUGAGAUUCUGAAGACGGACCAAGAGAUCCUGUCGUUGGAUCACAUACAUGGAAUGGCCCCAGACGAAGCGAUGCAGACCCUCACCAAAUUCCCUGGCAUUGGAGUCAAGACAGCGUCAUGUGUUAUCCUCUUCUGCCUGCAACAGCCCAGCUUCGCAGUCGACACACACGUACAUCGCAUCAGUGGAUGGCUGAAAUGGAUACCACCCAAAGCUACUCGGGAUCAAACAUUCAGUCACCUGGAGGUCCGCAUACCUAACCAUUUGAAAUACGGGCUACAUAAGCUGUUUGUCACACAUGGGAGAACCUGCAUCCGCUGCAGAGCGAACACAAGUGAAGGAAGUGAGGAAUGGAAUAAAUCAGAGUGCCCACUUGAUGCGCUCAUGGAGCGAACAGGCAAAAGACAGUAUGGAGGGAAAGGAGGGUCAAAGAAGCAGCUGAAGGAAGAGGACAGUGAUUAA
Messenger RNA from Fusarium sp. VM40, 1467 nucleotides. The record is from the annotation of a GenBank genome assembly. NCBI's taxonomy places the organism in Eukaryota, Fungi, Ascomycota, Sordariomycetes, Hypocreales, Nectriaceae.